AUGAAGAGCACCUUAGGCAAAGGUCGCACGGAAGAUGCGCCCUUGGUGCUGGCUGCGACGAAGUCGAUCAUCGGACACACCGAAGGUUCUGCGGGUGUUGCCGGCCUUAUCAAGAUGAUUGGUGAGUUCAACUACAGGAUCGUGCCGAAGAACCUGCACUUGAAAAAGAUGAACCCCAACAUCGACUUAACCGACUUCCCUGUCAUCAUGCCGAGCAGUAUUAUUGACUGGAAGGGAUCCCGGGCAGUUGCAGGCACAUCUUCCUUCGGAUUCUCUGGCACAAACAGCCACGGCACCUUGGAAGCUCCAGGUGGAGGAGACGGAAAGAACGUGGUCUUGGAGCGCCCCGAGAAGCUGAACUGGAAUCGAACCUAUCACCGGAUGUACCACGACUGGUCUCAGGGCCUCUGGUUUGCCACUGAGUGGCGUGCCGCGCCCCUUCCGUCUGCCAAGUCCGAAUCCGGCCCGUGCCUGGUGAUCGGCGGUGGUGCCUUUGGUGAUGAGUUGAAGAAGCUGAUGGAGACCAGCUCCGUGCCGGCGAAGGCAGAUGAGCUGGAGGCCAAGAUUCAAGGCAAUGCCUGGAAGGCCGUAAUCUUUGCCGAGACCCUGGUGGCAGAGGAUCCGACCGCGGAGGGCCCCGCAAUGGCGGCCCUGCUCAGCGCGGCCCAAGCUGCCGCGAUGUCUCCCCAGAUGCGCUUCGUCGUGCUCACUGCAGGGGCUCAGGAGGCGGAGGCUUCCGGUGAGGGCAUAGGACGUGGCCUCCUGGGAGCGGCAGCCUGGGGCUUCAUGCGCUCCAUGCCGCUGGAAGCGCCGAAGCUCCAAGCCCAGGUAAUCGAUCUGACGGGGCCUCAGCUUCUCCCUCUUUCCGUCCCUAGUUUCUUCUUCUUGAAGUUUUCCGGCCAUCCCAACAUUGUGUUGCAGCUUCUUCCAUUUGAGGCCGUGCUCGUACGGCAGCUCCCUGACUUCCUGGGUGCAGAGCAUUGCAGAUGA
Molecule: messenger RNA, 990 nt
Organism: Symbiodinium sp. CCMP2456
Lineage: Eukaryota; Dinophyceae; Suessiales; Symbiodiniaceae
Source: the annotation of a GenBank genome assembly